Molecule: messenger RNA, 5083 nt
Organism: Lates calcarifer (barramundi perch)
Lineage: Eukaryota; Metazoa; Chordata; Actinopteri; Centropomidae
Gene: ppp1r16b
Product: protein phosphatase 1, regulatory subunit 16B
Biological process (GO): regulation of sprouting angiogenesis; establishment of endothelial barrier
Cellular component (GO): cytoplasm
Molecular function (GO): enzyme inhibitor activity; protein binding; protein phosphatase regulator activity
Source: RefSeq, a predicted model, not a curated record
GUGACUUGGUGCUGGGUGAGAGAGAGAGAGAGACUCCGCAGACUCACACACACUCACACACACACUCAUACACACGCACACUAAGCGUUUCUCGCCAGCUCUGCUGUGUCUUCACUAACGGGACAAGUUUCGGAGCUCCGGGUUUCUCUGUGUGAACGGCCCGGGCUGAGGACGUUCGCUGCUGAAAGGAUGGUGAUGACGAUGACGGGAGGAGGCCACAGCCGGAAGUGCAGCCCCCGCUAGAGAAAUACACCCCCCCUAAUUUAACCCCUUCCACCGUCACCCACUGCUGCCGACCUGCCCCCCUGCCCCGCCGGCAUCAUGGCCAACCACCUGGAGCUGAUCCAGGAGCUGCAGCAGCUGGACAAGGUGCCCAGUCUGGAGAGGCUGCGGGCGGCCCAGAAGCGCCGCACGCAGCAGCUGAAGAGGUGGGCCGUGUACGAGAAGGAGAUGCAGAACAAGAAGCGGAAGGCGGACAAGAGGGGACGCAACGCCAACAACCUCCAGCAAACAGAGUCCAAGAGGCACGUGUCGUUCGCCGCCAGCGUGGCGCUCCUGGAGGCGUCGGCCAGGAAUGAUCCAGAUGAAGUGCGUUACCUGCUGAAGAACAAUGUGAGUCCAGACCUCUGCAAUGAAGAUGGUCUCACCGCUCUGCAUCAGUGUUGUAUAGAUAACUAUGAGGAGAUGGUGAAGAUCCUGCUGGACCGAGGAGCCAGCGUUAACGCUCAGGACAAUGAGCUGUGGACGCCGCUGCACGCCGCCGCCACCUGCGGCCACGCAGGGCUGGUCAAGAUACUCAUCUCACACGGCGCAGAUCUGCUGGCGGUCAACUCUGAUGGGAACAUGCCCUAUGACCUGUGUGAAGACGACCCGACACUGGACAUCAUUGAGACGGCCAUGGCCAACAGAGGCAUCACCCAGGAGAUGAUCAACGAGACGCGAGCGUCGACGGAGAGGAGGAUGCUGGGAGACAUUCAGGAACUGCUGAGACAGGGAGAGGAGGUCAACCAGCAGGACUCUCAGGGAGCCACACUGCUCCACAUCGCAGCAGCUAACGGCUACGUGCAGGCUGCAGAGCUGCUGCUGGAGGGGGGAGCUCGCAUGGACCUGAGAGAUUCAGAUGGAUGGCAGCCUCUUCACGCUGCAGCGUGCUGGGGUCAGAUGCAUGUGGCGGAGCUGUUGGUGUCUCACGGAGCCAGUCUCAACGCCAAGACCUUCCUGGAGGAGACUCCUAUCGAUCUGUGCGAGGAUGAGGAGUUCAGGGCCAUCCUGCUGGAUCUGAAACACAAACACGACAUUAUCAUGAAGUCACAGCUCAAACACAAGACCUCACUGUGCAGGCGAACGUCCAGCGCAGGCAGCCGUGGAAAAGUGGUGCGACGAGCCAGUUUGUCAGACAGACACAACCUGUGUCGUAAAGAGUACGAGACGGAGGCCAUCGUGUGGAGGGGAGGGAGGGAGGAGGAGGACGAGAAGGAGAAGGAGUCUGAUCAGGAGAAUAGCCAAGUGGUUAAUGUCAGGCCAGCUGUAGCUGUGGAGCUGCCAGACAAGGCCAAGCUGCCCACCAUCCUCAAAGAUGGCAGCAGCAAACAGAACGGCCUCAUCUCCACGACAGCGUCCGUGCCGCCGCAGCCGACGCCCUCCAAUGGCAACACGCCAUCGUCCGAUAAGGGUGGGGUCGUCACCACCCAGCCCACCCAGGAGGAACCUGGCCCGAGAGAGCGCCCUCAGACCCUGUCGGAGCUGAAGAAACAGAGGGCCGCCGCCAAGCUGUUGAAUCACCCCUUGUUUAACGGUCACCUAGGCAACGGCUCCACAGACUCCUUCACCGAUGCCAAAACCAACAGCGAGGACCCCCGCAUGCCACUGGUCUCCUCCAACGGCAGCGCGGUUUACUACACGCCGGCCAGCGGCGACCCGCCCCUCCUCAAACUCAAACAGCCAAUAGAGGAGGAGCAGCCGAAGGUGCGGACCUGCUGCUGCGUGUCGUAGCGCCGCGGCGGCGUGAGGCGUUUGCACAGAGAGGGGAGGGGGGCAAGCAAUGUGCUGGAAAGAAGGAGGGAGUGUUCUGUCUUUAACAUCCUGCUCCUCCACCUGUUUGAAACUUCUUCCAGAGGAGAUGGAGAGAAGAAGAGAGAGGGUCCAGAAACGUUUCCUCUCCUCUCCCCGUCACUGACUCCUGCUACAACUGGAGAAACCUUCCCCCAAACAGAAGCAUGUUUCAGGUGUAGCAGGGAGGAGGAGAGGAACUGAGCAGCGGUUCCCUCCAGACAUCACUCGGAUUAAAAUUCCUUUUCAUACAUGGAGUCUCUUUACAAGACAAGAGUGUAAGAUGCUGUUUCUCUGUCCCUGUGCACCUUUAAAAAUCAAAGUGUGGACAGUUGUUUUUUUAAGCUUUUCACCUGGAUAGGGUCAAACAUUUGAGUCAGGAGAGAGGAGACGUUCUCAAGGUACUGCAUGUUCUGCCCUCAGAUGAAGAAGAAGGAUUUUUUUAGCUUACCAGUGGAUGGCUGUCUUUAAACGACAUUUCCUUCAUCGAACCACGAUGUCCUGCUUUUACACCAUAUUCAAAAUGUGCAGGAAGGACAUCCCACAGCACUCCAGAUGUAUUGUGUUACAUCGUGUUUUUACAACAUAUCAGAAAGAGCUAAACGUAGCAAAAAGAGAUCCAAGGCAUCUCCUCUGAGGUCUCCCUCAUAUUGAAAUGCUGCCUGCAGGAAGUAAAGGGAAGGAACGCCAUAAAACAGUGUUAAAAUAUUCAGGAAGUGUACUUCUAUCACGAGAGAUAACAGGAAAGAGUAUAGUACUGCACCUGUGUCUGAAACUGUCACUAUAUUCUGUCGACUGCUUCACCUCACCGUCCUCUCAUAUCAAACCUUUAACUGACAGGUCAUGCUCUGUUUUAUGCAUAAUCCACUGUUCUCACUCGUACAGAUCAUUUUAAGCAUGGUUGAAAUUUACUGUGCAUUUCUUUAUUUAUGAAAUUAAUGUAAUGUGUAAAAAAAGAAAAAAGCAUAUUAUGCUUCCUAAAGUUGAGUGUAUUUAUUAUUUGGAUGGUGUGUGGAGAGUGUGAAUGAAAUAUGAGAUGAGCUGGAGAAUCUUCCAGCAAAGCACCUUCUGACAUGGAGAAUCAAACCGACAAAGUGAAGUUAGGGUUACUGUCUGUUGUAUGUACAUGUUAUUAAAACACAAACAAGCCAUCUCACAGGGAUGGAGUCAUAUUUGUGUCACUACAAAUAACAGUGUUAUUUGUUUAUGUUUGUUUGUUUGUUUCCUGGUGGCCAUUGUGUGGCUUUGUCUGCUCCCAGUCCCUGUUUUAGUCUCAUUAACACAAACUGUAAAUGUUAUGUAAUGAAUUACUGUAAGUAUAGUAGGAGUUUUCUGAGGAUGCACGCAGACUCUGCUGGCCUCAGUUGUUGUUCUCAUUAAUCCACACUUGGAUUUGUAGCCCUCAGUGUUCUGUCAGGUCCUUUAACGUAUCAUGGUUUAACAAAUACACACCUGCCAGACAAAAACAAGUUCAGCCUUUUUUCCAAGAGUCAAAGUUAAAUGAGACAAUUGAUGCCGCUCUCAUGUCUGUAUAAUAGAUAUGUAGCAGGAGCGGGCAGCUGGUUAGCUUAGCAUAAAUACUGAGCUCAACGUGCUACAACGUACAAAAACACACAAAUUAAAAAAGCAACACAUGGUCUUCAGAUACACUCAACACAACCAAAUAAACACUCUGCAGGAGGCACAGAUGACAACAGAAGGAUGAAUGGCUGAGCUCAGCUGGGUGAUGCUUUUGUCACCGCAGGAAACAGCGAGCCUGGUUCUGUCCAAACGUAACUGAAAUCCACCCACCAACACCUCUAACGCUCACUAAUCAACAGGUUACAUCUUGUUUGCUUAAUCCUUUUGGUUUAUGGGGCCAGACUGUUUCCUGGAGACCAGAGGCAGUCCAGCACUACACUUUGGUUUUUGCACAGAUGAAACAACAUGUUACUCAGAAAGCGUUAGAUGUUGGAUUUGUUCAGAGCCAGGCUACAUAUUACAAGUCUUACUGCUAAGCUAACAGACUGCUAGCUCCAAGAGACAAAUAUGAGAAAUGGUAUCGAUCUCCUCAUCAAACUCUCAACAAAUAAGCAGUUCUCCAAAAAUGUCAAACUAUUCCUUUAAUCUGAUAACAGCUCCUCUCGUCUCCUUGUGAGUGCCAAAGAGUCUUCCUUGAUUUAAAAAAAACAACCUAAAAGGACAUUUGAAAACUUUGGGGAAACGUCGUCUUUGUUUCUGAUGGCCAACCCCGUCAAACAUGUGAUUACCCAGAAUGCCACUAACACUUUAUCCCCCAUUACUUUGACUGUACAGUGUCAUAUAUUUGUACAGAUAUGUUUGUAAAUACGUUUGUAUAAGUAUCCUUAUCUGUUCCCAUGAACUGCAUCUACAUGUCUGUGUUGUUACUGUUGAUGAACAUAUAGGAAAAUACCCACAUGAACAGUGUUAGCAGAUCAGACUGUGAGACUAGGCCCCUGCUCGGAGUUUCCAGCAGUCGAACAUCUGUCUGGAAAGUUUCCUCCCUGCUGUUCAGUGAACUGUGUCUGAACGGUGGAAUUUUUCUGUGCAAUUUUUCUGCAAAGGUCAGUUUUUAAAUGCUGUGCUCUCCAAAGAAGCAGUUUGUUUUUCAACUCCAUUUAAGGAAGUAUAAAUUAAGUCAAAGAAGAUCGCAAUUUCCCCCUGGUUUUGGUUCCUUGUUUUGUAUCCAAGGCAGUGACAUAAUGUUGUUGUGACUCAGCUGAAAUUCACUCAGUCACUCUGCUACAGUUGCUGCAAUCAACUGAAUUAACUUUAAAACUACUUCCUUAGUAGUAAAACUCAAGCGAAACUGAACUUUAAUUCUGAACUACGACCUGGUCAGUUUUAGCCAGAAAGGGACGAGUCACCUGUGUUCUCAUGGUAUCUAUAAAUCAAGGCUUGUGUUGGACUGCGGGCCUCACUGUCUAUAAGGAUAAGAUUAUAAAGAAGAACAACUACUGAUUUUGUAAUUACUGGAAUAUAUUGAUGGUUGCAUUAACAUAUUUUGAAUAAAUUGUAUAUUUUGAGAAUUUUA